UGGAGAGCGACCAAGUCCCGGGGAAGUCACUCACGGAGUCACCGUGAAAAACAUCAACAAUCGCCGCAAAAUGCCGAAUAAAACUAAAAAAGAGAAGGAACCAACAAAAUCUGCUAAAAGCAGCUCAAAAAACAGCAACGUUAGCGGUGGAAAGGACGCCGCAACUGAAAAUUCAGAUGAGGCCCAGCAGCAGCAGACCGCCAGCAAGCGCCCCAGCAACAGCACCCCCCCUCCCACCCAGCUCAACAAAAUCAAGUACUCCGGGGGUCCGCAGAUCGUCAAGAAGGAGCGUCGGCAGAGCUCCUCGCGGUUUAACCUCAGCAAGAACCGGGAGCUGCAGAAACUCCCCGCCCUCAAAGAUGCGCCGCCUAUCGACAGGGAGGAGCUGUUCGUGCAGAAGCUGCGGCAGUGCUGCGUGCUGUUCGACUUCGUCACCGACCCGCUCAGCGACCUCAAGUACAAGGAGGUGAAGCGGGCCGGCCUCAACGAGAUGGUGGAAUACAUCACGCACAACCGCGACGUCGUCACAGAGUCCAUCUACCCGGAGGCGGUCAUCAUGUUUUCAGUGAACCUCUUUCGGACCCUGCCUCCAUCCUCAAACCCAACGGGGGCAGAGUUCGACCCCGAAGAGGACGAGCCCACCCUCGAAGCAGCCUGGCCGCACCUGCAGCUGGUGUACGAGUUCUUCUUACGAUUCCUGGAGUCUCCUGAUUUCCAGCCCAACGUCGCCAAAAAAUACAUUGACCAAAAGUUUGUAUUAUCCCUCCUGGAGCUGUUCGACAGCGAGGACCCCAGGGAACGGGACUUCCUCAAGACAAUCCUGCACAGGAUCUACGGAAAGUUCCUGGGCCUGCGAGCCUACAUCAGGCGGCAGAUCAACAACAUCUUCUACAGGUUUAUAUAUGAAACGGAGCAUCAUAAUGGAAUUGCAGAGCUUUUAGAAAUCUUAGGAAGCAUAAUCAAUGGCUUCGCGCUGCCGCUGAAGGAAGAGCACAAGAUGUUCCUGAUCCGAGUGCUGCUCCCGCUGCACAAAGUCAAGUCCCUGAGCGUGUACCACCCACAGCUGGCCUACUGCGUGGUGCAGUUCUUGGAAAAAGACAGCAGCCUAACUGAGCCUGUCAUCAUGGGCCUGCUGAAGUUCUGGCCCAAGACCCACAGCCCCAAAGAGGUGAUGUUCCUCAACGAGCUGGAGGAGAUCCUGGACGUCAUCGAGCCCUCCGAGUUCGUCAAGGUCAUGGAGCCGCUCUUCCGGCAGCUGGCCAAGUGCGUGUCGAGCCCACACUUCCAGGUGGCCGAGAGGGCGCUGUAUUACUGGAACAACGAGUACAUCAUGAGCCUCAUCAGCGACAACGCCGCCCGCAUCCUCCCCAUCAUGUUCCCCGCCCUCUACAAGAACUCCAAGAGCCACUGGAACAAGACAAUACACGGGCUGAUCUACAACGCUCUCAAGCUCUUCAUGGAGAUGAACCAGAAGCUGUUUGACGACUGCACCCAGCAGUACAAGGCCGAGAAGCAGAAAGAGAAGUACAAGCUGAAGGAACGGGAGGAGAUUUGGCACAAGAUUGAGGAGCUGGCGAAGCAGAACCCCCAGAAUGCCAAGGUCCAGCCUGGACUUCACCCACAGGAAGAGUUGAUGGUGUACAAUGAGAGCUCGGCUGGGAUGCCCCUGUACUCCAUGGAAACGGAGACGCCCACCGCUGAAGACAUCCAGCUGCUGAAGAAGACGGUGGAGACGGAAGCCACCCAGGGCACGAAGGAGCUGAAGAAGGACAAGGUGCUGAUGAGGAGGAAGUCGGAGCUGCCGCAGGACGUGUACACCAUCAAAGCCCUGGAGGCCCACAAGCGGGCGGAGGAGUACCUGACGGCCAAUCAGGAAGCACUCUGACCGGAGAGCCCGGCUCACCCGCCUCUUUCCGUCCUAAAGUUGCCUGCUGUACUCCCCCACCCAACUCCUCGUGUCACCGCCCCCCGCCCCCUCCCGUCGGAGAGCCCAAUCUGCAUAGACCUUUACCGUCACUGAGAUCAGCCGGGACACUACCGCGUAGACACACACACACACACACACACGCAAACACACUCACGCAAACAUACACGCUCAUUAACACACACACACACACACACACACACAUGCAAACAUACACACGCAAACAUACACGCUCAUUAACACACACACACACACAUGCAAACAUACACACGCAAACAUACACGCUCAUUAACACACACACAUGCAAACAUACACGCUCAUUAACACACGCACACACACAUGCGCAAACAUACACGCUCAUUAACACACACUCACGCAAACAUACACGCUCAUUAACACACACACGCAAACAUACACGCUCAUUAACACACACACAUGCAAACAUACACGCUCAUUAACACACACACACACACACAUGCGCAAACAUACACGCUCAUUAACACACACACAUGCAAACAUACACGCUCAUUAACACACACACGCAAACAUACACGCUCAUUAA
Molecule: messenger RNA, 2486 nt
Organism: Conger conger (European conger)
Lineage: Eukaryota; Metazoa; Chordata; Actinopteri; Anguilliformes; Congridae
Gene: ppp2r5d
Product: protein phosphatase 2, regulatory subunit B', delta
Exons: 17
Coding region: 71-1885 (604 amino acids)
Biological process (GO): signal transduction; protein dephosphorylation
Cellular component (GO): cytosol; nucleus; protein phosphatase type 2A complex
Molecular function (GO): protein phosphatase activator activity
Source: RefSeq, a predicted model, not a curated record